Bombus impatiens (common eastern bumble bee) is the source of this 1154-nucleotide messenger RNA. RefSeq names its product eukaryotic translation initiation factor 3 subunit I (gene eIF3i). Bases 139 to 1119 code for a protein of 326 amino acids. Gene Ontology annotation, molecular function: RNA binding; translation initiation factor activity; protein binding. Gene Ontology annotation, biological process: cytoplasmic translational initiation. Lineage: Eukaryota; Metazoa; Arthropoda; Insecta; Hymenoptera; Apidae. Gene Ontology annotation, cellular component: eukaryotic translation initiation factor 3 complex, eIF3m; cytoplasm. The transcript has 5 exons. The record is from RefSeq and is a predicted model, not a curated record.
AAGAAUUGAGCCCUUAUAUGUAUUAGUAAACUCACGUCCUGUUAUAUUGUAAGAGUUGUAUGACUGCUUUAGGGUAACGGAGUGUUUGUGUUUGCUAACUUUUUGACCACUUUAUUUAAUCGCCUAUUUAAAAACAAAAUGAAACCUCUAAUGUUGCACGGGCACGAACGUGCCAUAACGCAAAUUAAAUACAAUAGAGAAGGAGACUUAUUAUUCUCCUCUAGUAAGGAUAAAAAGCCAAAUGUUUGGUAUUCUUUGAAUGGAGAACGCCUUGGAUCUUUCAAUGGACACAAUGGCUCAGUAUGGUGUAUUGACAUUAAUUGGGAUACAACACGAUUUUUAUCUGGAAGUGGUGACAAUUCACUAAGAGUUUGGGAUUGUCAAACUGGAAAAGAAAUAGGUUUGCUUCAUACAAACAGUUCAGUGAGAACAUGUAGCUUUAGUUAUUCAGCAAAUCUUGCUGUUUACUCUACAGAUAAAGCUUUAGGACACCAAUGUGAAAUGUUUAUCAUUGAUAUCAAAAAUGUUGAUGCAGUAUUAUCACAAGCAGAUGCAAUUUCUAGAAUUGCUGUGAAUGGUCCCAAAAUCACUGCUAUCUUGUGGGGUGCAUUAGAUGAAACAAUUAUUACUGGCCAUGAAGAUGGUGAAAUCACUCUUUGGGAUGUUAGAACAAGAAAAAAGAUGACAAGUGUCAGAAGUCACAAAUCACAAAUAAAUGACAUGCAAUUCAACAAAGAUGGCACUAUGUUCGUGACUGCUUCAAAAGAUAAUACUGCUAAACUAUUUGACAGUGAAUCGUUAAUGUUAUUAAAAACAUACAAAACAGAAAGACCUGUUAAUUCUGCUACGAUUUCUCCAAUUUUUGAUCAUGUGGUUCUUGGAGGAGGUCAAGAUGCAAUGGAUGUCACAACAACGUCCACUCGUCAAGGAAAAUUCGAUUCUCGAUUUUUCCAUUUAGUAUUUGAAGAAGAAUUUGCACGUUUAAAAGGACAUUUUGGUCCAAUUAAUUCUCUAGCAUUUCACCCUAAUGGACGUAGUUUUUCAACAGGUGGAGAAGAUGGUUAUGUUCGUAUUAAUACAUUUGAUCAAUCUUAUUUUGACUUCCAUUUUGAAUACUAAUUUUAUGAAAUAAAAAUAAAUAUGUAUCAAUUAAA